Molecule: messenger RNA, 6031 nt
Organism: Ceutorhynchus assimilis (cabbage seed weevil)
Lineage: Eukaryota; Metazoa; Arthropoda; Insecta; Coleoptera; Curculionidae
Source: the annotation of a GenBank genome assembly
CUGCUCCCCGCGCUUUCAAGAAUCCGAGAAUUCCGAGCCCCACAGUGUGUGUCCAAAAUGGCAGACGGGCUGUAUGCGGGAGAUACUGUCGGAGAAGAUUUACUAAUCGAAAAACUAUCAUCAGUGAAAAAUUACAAGACAAUGAAUGGAAUCGAAUGUGACGAAGUGAACGGAUUAUACUCGAAUAAUAAUAAGCGUGCUAGCUGCAGUGCUAUGUUGUUUAGGGAUUUGUGUACGAAAAAUGGGAGCAUCCAACACCACGAAGGAUUGCCUCAAGAAGUCGAGGAGGACUGCAGGAAGAAGAGAUGCGUCGACCGAUACGACAGUUCCGAAUCGUCAGACAGUGGAGUAGCAGUCCUAAGCUGUUCAGAUUGCAGUGGUAGCAGUACUGCCUCGAGUGACAUCACCGACCCCGGAUCCCCGUUCAGCACUGCCUCAAACCAUUCGGAGGACUCGGGGGCCGGACUGCCACCCAAAAUGCCACCGGCCCAGUCUGCCCAGUACGCGCCCUGGCCUUGGACAGCGGACGAAGAAAGAGGGUCGCCCAUCAAGAGACCGCUCAACGACAAAACUGCCUUUACGAAACGCCCGAAGACUAAUAAUAAUUGUAAUAACGAGGAAUCACCGUCAUGCCUAAUACUAAGCUCGCCUGCGAAGGUUCAAAACGUUAUAGAUUCUAGUCCGACCAAUAAUAAUUAUAAACUUAAGCGAGUGGAAGCUGUUUCGCCCAAAAUGCAACAAGGGAAAAUUACUGAGUAUUUCAAAACUCAAAUGAAGUCGAAUGGAAUGAGGAAACAUCAAAUUAAAAAUGCUGAUGCUAAAAUUUCUGUGAUUAGUUCUGCAAAUGUACCCACCACUAAAAACGGUUGGAGAGUCAAUGCGGCAGCGAAAAAAAUGGAGUUUGCUAAAGCCCGAAAAACUAGCACUAUUCCUAGGAAAAUCCUUCCAGCUCCCAGUAAAGUACAAGAACCCAGCAAUAUUCAUCCUUUCGCACCCACCAUGACCCUAACUGCAGUAAGUUUUCCCUCCAAUUUGGCGUAUCUCAAAUCCCCUAAACCGCCCGAUAAUAUUUUCAUGCCUCAGUUUGCCACAAUCAACAAUGAAAAAGUCGGCACCUUGCCGAUCAUCAAUCGUAAUCCAUCAUGUCUUAUUCAACCAGUACAAAAUUUUGUCAAACUCAAUGCAACGGUAGUGCCUAUCGUAAACUUAAAUGCCUUACCGCCAAGGUUGAAUGCUGGAAAUGUUACCUUAAGUGUGGAUACAGCAGUACCGACAGUAUUACCUGCGAGGCCUAAAGGAGCUUCGGAAAAUUUAUUAGGGAAAUCGUAUGGUAGCCCGAGCGAAAAAUCGUUUGUCAGGAAUGUUAGUACGGAGGCUACUCGAACUGAAGAACCUUACAGAACGGAAGAAUGUCAGACGCAUCAACCCCAGCCACAGGAACCACCCGAUGAUAAAUGUUGGAAUGCAGGGAAUCAAACUCGAAUAAUGGACCAAAAAUCUCCUUCGCCAACGGACUCGGACAGUGGAAUAUCCAGCCUCGGUAGUUUGGAAAUUAGCGUGGACGAACAGGUCUCGGAAGAACCUAAGAAAUCGCCGAUAUUGUCACAACCAAAGACAAUUAGGUUUCCUCCUGUUCAAAGACAAAAGCAAAAAGACGUAGGAAGAGAACUUGGCAAAAGUCCGCCACAGUCCAGUGACAGCCGUUGUCGAUGGGACGAAUGUGCGGCACAAUUCGAUACCAGUGGGGCCUUAUUAGAACAUCUUCAGGUGAAACAUGUGAUAUCUCAAUCUCAAGCCAACCAAGAACACUAUGUCUGCCUGUGGAGAGGCUGCAAAGUGCACGGAAGGACGUCCUGUUCGAUAUCGUGGCUGGAAAGGCAUGUGUUGGCACAUGCCGGGACCAAACCUUUUAGGUGUAUCGUGGACGGAUGCGGCCAAAGGUUUAAUUCGCAGUUGAUGUUGGAAAGGCACGUCAAUAACCACUUCAACAGUGACGGGACCCAAAACACCAACACUAAAAAAUCGGUAGAAAACGGCCAGGUGAAGUUGUUCAAGAGGAACGGCCGGAUUAUUAGGUUUAGAAGGCAGCCUUGGUCAGCUCGUAUGUUCGAUUUUAUCGAUUCCGGCAUAAUGGAGGGUAUCCAGCACAAGCUUUUGUGCAUGACGCAGGCGCGCACUCUGGGUCAGAUCGACAGUUCGGGAGAGGUUAUCAACUUGCAAAGUCACAUUCUAGCCAGGAGGACUGAUUCGAAAGGCAACAAGGAAUUGCUGGUACAAUGGCAUCCAAAAGAUGUUACACCAGAUGAAUGGGUCUCAGAAAAAGAGUACAAACCGACCAAGACGGUGUCGAUUCCCGCAUUGUCGCCCCAAUCUCGCGAAGCCCUCAGUCCCACCCUGUUUCCCGAUAGCCAAAGACGGGCGGGCCAAAAGCACCGCAGGAAGCCUCUGAAAUCGUCGUGAUAGUAACUUUUAGUAGUUUAAGCAUUUUUUCGGUGUAAAUAGAUGGAGUUUUAGAACGUUUUUCUAGAAUUCCAUGUAAGAUAGUCGUAGUAAGCGCGUUAAUUUAUAGCUGCCGUGGUCGGUUUUGACCACAGUGAUCUACUUUAAAUGGUCAUAUUAGGUGCAAUAGUAGCAGCAGUUUUAUUAUUAUUAUUAUUAUUAUUAUUAUUAGGAAUUUAUUUUUAGCCUGUGUAAAAGUUCAAAAAAAAAAAUCAUUUCCAGUAAAUAAUUAAUUAUUGAAAGACUGUUAAGUUAGAUUUAUUGUUUAAAUUUUUUUAAGACUGCAAAGCAUUUCUAGGAUUGCCUUUUUAAAAGUGCUGCUACUACUGGAAAUACAAAAAAAUAAUUUAGGAUUUGUCAUACAGAAACUACUUAGAAUAAUAAUGUAGGAACUAAUUAAUACAGAUACAUUUUUCAUAAAUUAAAAUAAGUGUUUUUUAGGAAUAAUUUUUAAUCUUCUUACGAUAUUUAUAUCAUCAAUUUUCUCUUAGUUUUUGUAUGAUGAAAGGAUUAUUCGGGUAGACUCAAAAAGCAAGUGUAGAAAUUGGGUGGAGAAAUUGUUAUUAUCCAUAUAGAGAUAUAGAGAAAUUACAUUUGAUAUUUACAAAAUCAUACUUUUUUCUAAACAUUUUCAAAUUUUUGGUAUUUUGUAUCUUGUAUUUGUCAUCGUGUCUACAGUCUUGGAAAUACAUUUUAACUUGAAUUGAAAAUUUCAUAAUAUGGUAACUUUUUCAAUAUCAGUUCACAUUCCCAAAAAUGUAAUUUCUCCAUUUCUACAUCGAUAAUAACCAAAAUGUGAAUAUAUUGAAUGUCGGUGAAUUAAUUUUCACUAAGGCUGUACGUAUAGUGUUAAGGUUAGACGAUAGAGAAAAUUGCAAGGCCGAAUAAGGUUUUGAGAAUGAUUUGAAUUGAUCAUUUGAGCAACCAGUUUAGCCGCCACUGCCAUUAUUAAAAACGUUCAUUUCCGAAUUUUUAUGGAAAAUCGUUUUAUUAAGUAGGUAAAUAUUAAUUCGUGUAAGUAGGUUCAUUUUCUUUUUAAUUUUAAUUGUGGUUGCAAUAAGCCCCCUCAUUCCUUGACUCGGUUAAAAUCAACUAUGGUUUUAAUUAUUAUAGAUAUCGUGUAAUUUAUUUCAAAUCGGCAUAUAAGAUCUCUUUUUAUUAUAAUUCCAAUCCUAUGUGCUGGAAAAUUAGCACACUUAUUAUUUAUUUUAAUUGAUUUCCGGUUUUUGUUUAAUUUUGUCUAACACUGCCAUUUUAGUAACUGCCAAUUUAUAGAAAAUUAACGAACAAAUUAUGUGUAUUUUGCCAUGACAAUGUUAUAUUAUUUAAAUUAUUUCGUUUGUUUUGUUUAAAUGAUCUCAAAAAAAAAAGGAUGCUCUAGAUAGUAAAUUGCAACUAGUACUUAAAUCAAACUUUUGGUGCAUUUAAUUCAUAAAUCAUAGAUCAUUUUUAUUUAUUCAUUUAUAUACUAGGGUAUGGGUUUUCAUCAAAAGUUACAUUAACUUUUGAUGUACCUAAAAACUGCUCGUUUUGUCAUUAUUUUUUGUUAGUCGACUGAACAUGGACUGAUUUUUAGCAAAAAUAUAAUUUUAAUUUUUUUUAGACACAAAAGUACAUCAUACACAGUGUGUUACAAAUUUGUGAGUAAGCAUGAAGAUCUCGGUAAUCAUACAGGAUGUAUGUAUGUAUGUGUCGGAGGUGUCAGUUACAUUACGACCAAGGUUGAUCUAUUGUACCCCUCCUUCUGCUGCUAAGUUCGGGUUUCCUGCUUAAAAUAGACCCUCUAGUCCUAGGUCCUUUAGGAAUUUUAGAAUGUCUAGCGGUUCCAGGGCUGGAAUUUCUUCCAGCUGUAUAAGGGGAGUUCCCAAGUUCUUCAUUCUUGAGCGGCUUACGACAUCGCAGUUCAGUAGAAGAUGGCGAGGCGUUUCUUCAUCAUCUUCACAGAAUCUGCAAGUGUUACCUUCUUCCAACCCAACUAAGUGUUAAGCCCUUCGUUUAGGGUGUUUACCAGGCUUAGGAUUUUAAGGGGGUUUUGCCCUUUGCUUCUUGGGAAGAACACUGUGAUGGUGUGCGCCUUUGGGAUGUCGUCUCCCAGGCACACCAUUAGCUCUCCUCCCUGCCAGGUUUCCAACCUGCGGACGUAUUCUAUCAGCCACUCAACUGUUUCUUUGGUCAGGCAAUCAAUCACCAGCAUGUUUGAUCGCCUCAUUCAUCAUUUCCUCCACAAUGACGUCCUCUAGGGCAGAAAGUUCUUCUGCACUGAGGGUUUCCUUAGGGAAUGCCGCGGAAAGUGCUGCCACCUUUAUGGUUUUUGCUGACACGGCGUGGCUGGUGCUUGGCCCAGCGGCUUUGUCAGCAUGAGGAGGUUUCGUCCUCUUCCUUUUCACGUCCGCUUUGUGUGGAAGGGUUAUGUUUUUGGGCCCUCUUUUCUGUGCCUUGUCUGGUGUCUGCACUUUCUUGGUCAGUGCAUUUUCUCUGGCUUCUUCCUUCUGGCCUAUAUUUAACCAACCUUGUAUCUCUUAUCGUUACCGAGAUCUCCUUGUAACACCCUGUAUAUGAGUUUUUUCAAUAAAUCAAAUUUUUACCUUUUGUACAUAAAUGUAAUAUCGGUACUUAAUUAGCAAAAACAAAAUUAGUAGCUGGGUACUUUCGAUCUCGAUUAUCUAAGAAAAAGUACCAGCCAUAUAACUAUUAACAAAAAUUAUUUUUUAAAUUUGUAAAUACUUAGAGCAGUAUAAUAAAAAAAAAAAACAAUUUUUGGAUCCAAUGAAUUAUUAUUAUAUCAAAAUGGCAUAAUAUUUUCUAAAAAUAAAUAUUCUUUUAUAAUAAUGCAUUUAGUAGAAAAAGAAAAACUCAAAAAUACAAAUAUUAAGACUGUUUUCCAAAAAUUCUUUUUGUUCAAAGUAAUUAUUGGAGAUUGUUCAAUAAGGGAUUGUAUUUUCUAAAACUCACUUGCGAGUGUGUUUUAUAAAAUUGUUUGACAUAAUUAUUAUAAGUGUUAGUGGAUGAAUAGAGUAUUUAAAAGAAACCUGAUUGUAAAUGCUUGAAUUUAAAAUAAAUAAUUGGUGUAUACAAGAAUAUUGUUAGCUUUAUGUUUAGAGCACAAAUAAUUCUAAACAGGUUUGAGAAGAAAUUGCAAUGGAGCGUAGAUAAAAGAUUGUAGUGAUAUUGAAGAAAUAUAUGGAUUUCGUAACAAUUUCCAAUUUGUGUACAUAUUUUUCUUUUAAUUUAAUUACUAAAUUUAAUUUAAUAUUUUGGUUAGAAUAUAAACAAAUUCUACCUCACUGAUUAUUAUUACGAUUUAUAGUAUAACUUCAAUUUUAAGUUAGUUUAAUUUAACAAUAAAAUAUCCGUUGUUCGAAUCUAAGACUGGUCUUGCAGUGAGGAUUUUUUUUUUUGUUUUUACAAUUAAUUUUCACACCUAACUGCAUUUUUAAUUAAUUAUUUAAUUAAUUAUUAUUGUGAUUCGGCAAAACGAUAUUUUUAUUUGUAUUUUAAAGCUAUUAAGUAAAUAAAUUUGUGUAAAUAAUAA